GAAAGAAAGAUUUUUUAUAUACAUGUGUAUUUAGUAUGAAUGAAUACGAAACUAUCAGUAUACCUUUACCAGUUAAAAUUUCUGCAAAAAGCAAUGUUUUCGUUCAGCUAAAACAGUUUAUAUUUCAAAUAGUUUAUAAUAUUACCAGUCCACCAAAGCCAAAGCUAAUGGGAACAUUUAUGAAAUUUGGCAAUUUUGUCUGGAUUCAUGACAAGAGCUUUGCCAAUCAAAUUUACAGUAACGGGUUUUUUGGUAAAGGUGAUCUUUCUAGAAGUCAACCUACUUGGUAUCAACGAAUCAAACAAGACAAUAAAAAUGCUUUAGAAGAAAUUACAGUAGAGAGACGAAAGAAAAGAAAAGAAAAGAAAAACAAACAUGUUGAUGCUGAGAAUUAUUUAACAUCUGAUGAGCUUUUAAAUUUUGCAAUGAAUGUAGAUGUCGAAAAUUUUCAGCUAGAUUUAUAUGAAGCCUUCUUUUUAGUGUAUGGUCUAAAUGCACUAUCAAUUGAGAAUAGUAAAGAGAUACCAAUGUCAAUUGAGGAAUGUUGGUCCACUUUUAAUAAAUGUAAUGAACUAUUUCAUAUAAAUUAUGUCGUAUACCAUUAUUAUCGAAGCUUGGGUUGGGUACCUAAAAAUGGAUCCAAAUUUGGAGUUGAUUUUGUAUUAUAUCAAUCUGGCCCUUCUUUUAGACAUUCUGAUUAUGCAGUAGUUGUAAUGCCUCUAUAUUCAAAUAAAACAGAGGAAUCCAAAAGCUGGACCUGGUUAUUACGUCUUAACCGUAUUUGUACUCAUGUAAAAAAGACUUUAAUUUUAUGCUAUGUUCAUAUCCCAGAAGACACUUCUUCUUGUACAAGUUUAGAAAAUUACUCAAUUAGACAAAUCAUUUAUAAAAGAUGGUCUCCUCAAAAAAAUAGAGAAGAAAAACAAAAAGACACAUAACUUAUAGAAUAAAUCACAUUGUAAAUAUUAUUGAAUAAAAGAAUUUGAGCAAAAGAUGCAUGCAAC
Cokeromyces recurvatus is the source of this 1004-nucleotide messenger RNA. RefSeq lists its product as uncharacterized. Gene Ontology annotation, cellular component: tRNA-intron endonuclease complex. Gene Ontology annotation, molecular function: nucleic acid binding; tRNA-intron lyase activity. Gene Ontology annotation, biological process: tRNA-type intron splice site recognition and cleavage; tRNA splicing, via endonucleolytic cleavage and ligation. The record is from RefSeq and is a predicted model, not a curated record. Lineage: Eukaryota; Fungi; Mucoromycota; Mucoromycetes; Mucorales; Mucoraceae. The transcript has 3 exons. Bases 36 to 938 code for a protein of 300 amino acids.